Ostreococcus lucimarinus CCE9901 is the source of this 1683-nucleotide messenger RNA. RefSeq lists its product with no specific name. NCBI's taxonomy places the organism in Eukaryota, Viridiplantae, Chlorophyta, Mamiellophyceae, Mamiellales, Bathycoccaceae. Gene Ontology annotation, molecular function: ATP binding; ATP hydrolysis activity. The record is from RefSeq and is a predicted model, not a curated record. The annotation marks the transcript as partial. The transcript is spliced from 2 exons.
CAGAAGCGUCGGCGACGAGACGAAAAAGCGGCCAAGGCCAAGGCCAAGGCGCGCGAACGACAGCUCGAGGAAGAGAUUCAAAACAUGGAGCAGCUCGCCAUCAACGCCGUGUACUCCAAAGGCGCGUCCAGUCGACUUGGUUCGCGCGAUAUAUCUGUCUCCGAAUUUAGUAUGCCGCAUCCUCGCGGUGGCGACGACUUGCUCGAAGGGACGACGCUGAGUUUGAUGCACGGUCAUCGGUACGGCUUGUGCGGGCGAAACGGAUGCGGGAAGUCCACGCUCCUUCGUUUGCUCGCUCAAAAGCGCGUACCAGGGAUUCCCGCGGACUUGCGUAUUAUGUAUGUCGCGCAAGACUCGAGCGAUGAUCUCGCCUCGUGCGAGUUGACUCCGAUCGAAGUCUUGGUGAAGUCGGACACGCGUCGCGAACUUUUGUCCAAGCAACUCAAGGAGUUGCAAGAUCACGAGGACGCGGCGGUGGAUGUGGCCAUCGACAAACGCAUUCGGGAAAUUUGCGAUGAACUGAAAGCUAUCGGGGCCUCAGACGCGCACGAGCGCGCGAGAAAAGUUUUGCGCGGUCUUCAGUUUGACGCCGAACAGACUAGACGGCCGGUGGCAUCGUUGAGCGGCGGCUGGCGCGUGCGCGUAUCGCUCGCUCGCGCUUUGUACGUCAAUCCAGAUUGUUUAUUGCUCGAUGAGCCCACGAAUCACUUGGACUUGGAAGCGUGUUUAUGGCUCGAGCAGUACAUUUGCAACGCGUUCGAUGGGCGCACGCUCGUCGUGGUCUCGCACGACCGCUCAUUCCUGAACGCUGUAUGUACCGACGUCCUAGCGGUGUCGAAUAAGAAGCUCACCGCGUACGCGGGCGAUUACGCCACGUAUGAAGCCGUGCGAGACGAGCAAAAUGCGCGCCAGCAAAAAAUGUACGACGAGCAGCAGGCUAAAAAGAAGCAAAUGCAAAAGUUUGUCGAUAAACAUUUGCACAAAGGUUCGUCGUCCAUGUUUGACGACGGAAACGCCAAAAAAGCAAAAGAGUUGGCAAAAAAAAUGGAACGCAUGGUGGAGACCGGAAGUUUUAAAUUUAGCUUUCCAGAUCCUGGUCCGCUCCCGUCUAGCGAAAGCGUCCAGCUGCGCGAGAUUGCGUUCAAAUACGCCGCCGACGAGCCGGCGAUGUUUGAUCAGUUUUCGCACCCAUUCGACUUGACCACGCGGAUUGCGCUCGUGGGUAGAAACGGCGCGGGUAAGUCCACACUCAUGAAACUCAUCACGGGCGCGUUAAAGCCAACGCGAGGUGAGAUUUUCAAAAGCGGCAAGAUGAGAAUCGCUCACAUCACGCAGCAUCACGUCGAACAGCUCGACAUGACUAUGACGCCGCUGGAGUUUGUGUUGCACGUCUCCGGCAUCGAACUCAGCGCGUCGACCUCACCCGAGCACGAGCAAGACGCCCGUCGUCGACUCGGUCGAUUCGGUAUUUCCGGCUCGCUCCAAACGCAAACCAUCGCGCUGUUGUCCGGAGGGCAAAAAUCGAGAGUCGCCUGGGCCGUCGCCACGUGGGACGAGCCACACAUCCUCCUCCUCGACGAGCCCACCAAUCAUUUGGAUUACGAAAGCGUCAACGCAUUAAUCGACGCCAUCAACGCUUUCGACGGCGGCGUCGUUUUCGUCUCCCACGACGAAUUCUUCGUC